Messenger RNA from Exaiptasia diaphana, 1057 nucleotides. RefSeq names its product ADP-ribosyl cyclase/cyclic ADP-ribose hydrolase. The record is from RefSeq and is a predicted model, not a curated record. Gene Ontology annotation, cellular component: plasma membrane. NCBI's taxonomy places the organism in Eukaryota, Metazoa, Cnidaria, Anthozoa, Actiniaria, Aiptasiidae. Gene Ontology annotation, molecular function: NAD+ nucleosidase activity; phosphorus-oxygen lyase activity. Gene Ontology annotation, biological process: positive regulation of B cell proliferation.
AGUUUGUUUUGGUCUGGAACGUACAAGGCUGUCCAUUCGUAUUCUGAUUUUGAUCUUCGAUUCACUACCUUGAAGUUUUAGUCGUUCAUACAAUAGGCAAAAAGGAGAGAGAAAAAUGUAACACUGAAUCUAUAAAACUUUUGAUGAAAGAUGCAAAAUUACGUGGUUUGAAGGUUGUGUGCUAUGACGACCCAGAUGAUGUCCGACACAUUCUAUGCACUGAUCAUCCAAAUGCGAAACAAUGCAGAUUUAAAGGUCUACUUGGUGACGGACAAGAUUAUAGACAAUGGAAAACGAUUGGCAUUACCUUAGCAGUGGUUUCAUCUGUGUUGCUCAUUGUGGUCACUAUCAUACUAGCGAUAUAUGUACACAAAGUACAUUGUGGAAAAAAAGSCGAUGAUACACUUGUCCUUACACGAAACGCCUGAUUAUUUGACAAUUUAGAAACUGUGGAGUAGAUAUCCCGAGACAUUCGGCACAACAAGAGUAAAGCUAACCCCCUUUUACUUCUUAUUUCUUCCCCUCYAUAACUGAAAUCAUAUYCAUCGAAAGGCGCUUGAACGCUUCCUUAGCUUGCUUCAUUGUAUUAUUUUUUUAGUUUUAAUUCCAGUAUGCAAGAAAGUCAUUGCAACUGUGUUAAAAGUUAYGUAAAUUAUCAUAGAGUAAAGCAUUUCUGAAAUACUUACACGUGAUCAUGAAAKGCGUGUUUUGGUCUGGAGUGUUUUGAGUUGAAAACCUGAGAAAUAGUUAUUAUAAUAAUCCACAGGAGAAGAAGAAAGCGGAUCCGUAAAUAUAUAAAUAAAUAAUCAAUGAAAAACAAUGAUCAACCAACCCCUAAAACGAUGACAAACAAAAGGCAAAAUAAGCAGAAAAAAAAUAAUGAAGGAAACUUUUUGCGCACAACACUAUACUUCUUGAAAAGGAAACGUUUGUAURAGUACAAAUCAAUUUACGUUAUUUCAUAUAUAUUAUUGUGUUGGAUGCGUCAAUACAUAUAGUCAGUCUGUACUAGUUAGCAAGUAGCUUAAUAUAGAGUGGUUUUCAUAAACCCGUGAAA